CCCUGCCUGAGGCGCCGCGCGGCUCCCGACCCCCGCGGUGGGCCGGGGCGGCCUCGCGGAGCCCAUCGCUGGCACGAUGAGGCCGUGCCGGGCCGGGGCGGCAGGCUGGGGCUCGGUAGCUGCGCUGGUUGUGCUGGCGGUGCUGGUGGCGGCCGUCUUCCUCCUGGUGCUGGGCCCGGACGGGGACGCUGCCCUUCCCGCGAGGACUAAAUACGGAAUUGUGUUUGAUGCUGGCUCCACGCACACGGCUCUCUACAUCUACCAGUGGCCUGCGAACAAGGAGAAUGGCACAGGCAUUGUCAGCCAGGUGGAAACCUGCACUGUGAAUGGAUCUGGCAUCUCCAGCUACGCAGAUGACCCCGCUGGGGCUGGAGCCAGCCUGAAGCCCUGCCUGGACAAGGCCAUGACGAUCAUCCCUGCAGGGCAGCAGCGGGACACCCCCACCUACCUGGGGGCCACAGCGGGCAUGCGGCUGCUGAGGGAGCAAAAUAGCACAAAAGCUGAGCAGGUCUUCGCUGAGGUCACCAAGGCCAUUCGAGAGUACCCAGUGGACUUCCGUGGAGCUCAGAUCCUCACAGGGAAUGAGGAGGGCACCUUUGGCUGGAUCACUGUCAACUACCUGCUGGGGACACUCAUCAAGUGUUCCUUCACAGGCAAGUGGACCCACCCACCAGUUGAGGAUGCUGUUGGAGCUUUGGACCUUGGUGGGGCUUCCACCCAGAUCACAUUUCUUCCUGGGACCACCAUAGAUGACAGCAACACAAGAGCUCUCCUCAGACUGUAUGGGACCAACUACUCAAUUUACACCCACAGCUACCUUUGCUAUGGACAAAGGCAAGCCCUGAAGAGGCUGAUGGCAUCUUUACACCAGGGCAACCUAUCUUCCCAGCACAUAUCUCACCCCUGCUACCCCAGGGGAUACCAGGAGAACGUCACCAUGGCAGAGCUCUACAACAGCCCCUGUGUCCCCACACCAAGCACACCCAGCCCUGCACAGGUCCUCAUGGUAACGGGGACAGGGGACCCAGCGGCAUGCAGCACUGCCAUGCAGAAACUCUUCAACUUCACCUGUGGGACCAACAGGACGUGCGGGUUCAAUGGGGUUUAUCAGCCGCCUGUGCGGGGCCAGUUCUUUGCCUUUUCAGGGUUUUAUUACAGCCUUCGCUUUCUGAACCUGACUGGAGAGCAGUCCCUGAACUCAGUCAAUGACACUCUCUGGAAAUUCUGCACCAGGAAUUGGAAGAAGCUGCAGGAGGAGUUCCCCACUGUGAACAGGUCCCACCUCCGUGAUUCCUGUGCAGCCAGCUCCUACACCCUCACCCUCCUGCUGCAAGGCUACAAAUUCAACCACAAGACGUGGCAGAACAUCCACUUCCACCAGCAGGUCUCAAACGUAGAUGUGGGCUGGACUCUGGGCUAUAUGCUCAAUCUCACCAACAUGAUUCCCCCGGAGACCCCCCAGAGCGUCAUAGGGCUCCCAAGAAGCAACUGGAUAGCAGCCACGGUCUUGCUGGCCGUCAUGCUGGUUCUCACCUUCUGCCUGUUCGUGGCUAUAUGCUACCAGAAGAACUACUCUGAUUAUGAGAGCCUCUAGCAGUGCUGGCUGCAGAGGCUGCUGCAGCCACCUGGUCCUGCUGCCAACCUUGUGCAAGGAGCUGCCAGUGGGGGAAUGGACCCCAUAUCCCAGAGCUGCAAACUUACAAUGUGGGGCACCUGUGUCAUGGCCUAGUAAACUGGAAGCAGCACAGGCCUUAAAAACAAAUAAACAAUCAAACAAACAAACAAAAA
Oxyura jamaicensis (ruddy duck) is the source of this 1788-nucleotide messenger RNA. RefSeq names its product ectonucleoside triphosphate diphosphohydrolase 8-like. The transcript is spliced from 9 exons. The coding region runs from base 77 to 1594 and encodes 505 amino acids. Gene Ontology annotation, molecular function: GDP phosphatase activity; UDP phosphatase activity. The record is from RefSeq and is a predicted model, not a curated record. NCBI's taxonomy places the organism in Eukaryota, Metazoa, Chordata, Aves, Anseriformes, Anatidae. Gene Ontology annotation, biological process: nucleoside diphosphate catabolic process. Gene Ontology annotation, cellular component: plasma membrane.